ACAGCCCUUGGGUCGAUAAUGUAGGUUUUUCGCUGAGUAAGGGUUGAAGCUCAUUGCUCGCCAGGAGGUGGCCGCCGACUAGCUGACGUCCGUUCUCCCAUCUCCUCUCCAUUUAUUUGUAUGGUGCCUACAAAAAAUUGUUUUAAGCAGGAGCUGGAAGAUGUCUCACAGGAAGUUUGAGCACCCCAGGCAUGGUUCCCUUGGAUUUCUUCCUAGGAAGCGUGCUUCUCGACACAGGGGGAAGGUUAAGGCAUUUCCUAAGGAUGACCCUUCAAAGCCAUGCAGAUUGACUGCAUUCUUGGGUUACAAGGCAGGCAUGACUCACAUUGUUAGAGAAGUCGAGAAACCUGGGUCAAAAUUACACAAGAAAGAAACAUGUGAACCCGUGACCCUAAUUGAAACUCCACCAAUGAUAGUUGUGGGAGUGGUUGGCUAUACAAAAACACCUCGUGGUCUUCGUUGUCUAAACACUGUUUGGGCUCAACAUCUGAAUGAGGAGCUAAGAAGGAGGUUUUACAAGAACUGGUGCAAGUCCAAGAAGAAGGCAUUCACCAACUAUUCACAUAAAUAUGAAACAGAGGAGGGGAAGAAGGAUAUCCAGGCACAGUUGGAGAAGCUGAAGAAAUAUUGCUCUGUCAUCCGUGUUUUAGCUCACACCCAGAUAAGAAAGAUGAAGGGGCUGAAGCAGAAGAAGGCCCACAUAAUGGAAAUCCAGGUGAAUGGUGGGACCAUUGCCCAAAAAGUUGACUUUGCGUAUAGUUUCUUUGAGAAGCAGGUCCCCGUGGAUGCAGUUUUCCAGAAGGAUGAGAUGAUUGAUAUCAUUGGUGUCACCAAGGGGAAGGGUUUUGAAGGUGUUGUCACCCGUUGGGGUGUCACACGGCUCCCCCGUAAGACCCACAGAGGGCUUCGAAAGGUUGCAUGUAUUGGAGCAUGGCACCCUGCCAGGGUUUCCUUCACUGUUGCUCGUGCAGGUCAGAAUGGGUACCAUCACCGCACAGAGUUGAACAAGAAGGUGUAUAAGCUGGGCAAAGCUGGGCAAGAGUCUCAUACUGCGUCAACGGACUAUGACAGGACUGAGAAGGAUAUUACUCCUAUGGGUGGAUUCCCCCAUUAUGGUGUUGUGAAGGAGGAUUACCUAAUGAUCAAGGGUGGUGUUGUUGGUCCCAAGAAGAGGGUUGUCACCCUUCGCCAGUCUUUGCUCAGACAAACCACCCGCAGUGCAAAUGAACAAAUUAACCUCAAGUUCAUUGACACCUCCUCAAACACCGGGCAUGGUCGUUUCCAGACCACAGAUGAGAAGCAGAAGUUCUAUCGUCGAGUCAAGGCUUAGACCCCACCGAGAUUGCCCGUACGUGAUCAUUUUCUUUCCUUUUUCAAGGCAUGGCCGUUGUCACUGGCUUUAGACUAUUUGUUUGAUCAAUGAACAAAUACAUUUUUGUUUUUAAUAUAUGUCCGACAUUUUUGUGUUGUUUUGAUGUCUUUAAUCUUGAAUACACUUGCAAUAGUUCCUUGCCCCCUUUGUAACAGGAGAAGGUAAUCUGUACUCCAUGUUGUCAAGGGUUGAGGGCGUAUAUUAAUUAUUAAAAAAGAGUUUUGUGUCAUGACUUGAAAUUAUAUUCGCCAUCUUCAGCUUCCUUUGAAUCAA
Messenger RNA from Cuscuta europaea, 1645 nucleotides. Lineage: Eukaryota; Viridiplantae; Streptophyta; Magnoliopsida; Solanales; Convolvulaceae. The record is from the annotation of a GenBank genome assembly.